AUGGAAGAGGAUGCCAACUCAUUCCCUGAGGAGGUGCUUUUAGCCAAUGACCCUCUUGUGGAAAAUGCUUGUGUCCUCUCUUGGUUAAGUUCAGGGAAAGAGCAGAAGAAAAGAGACAUCCAGGCCAAGAGCCGGGAGCUGCAGCUGAGGAAGGACUUGAACAUCCUGGAGAUGCUGCACAAGAAGAAAGAACUCUCUAUUCAGAAAAUGAGAAGGGAGCUGCAUGCUUGCCGCCAGAGGAUGGAUUUCAUCGCCAAACAGCAGGCGACUGUGUCCGCCAAUCUGGCUGUGGAGAGAGAGGCCAACAACAUUGCCGCUGUGGGCCGCCUCCAGGCAGUGUCCAGAAGCCUGUGUACUGAGCUGGAGAAGGAAGAGGAGCAGAAGUCCCAGCUCAUGGCCAUGUUGAGGGAGAACGAGAACGCCAUGUGGCACAUUGAGAUCCAGAAGGUGAAGUUUAAGGAUUUCCAAAAGUCUGUCCAUGAGAAGGCCAUGGCGGCUAGCAGGUGCCUCCAGGUGAGGGCAGCCCAGCAGCUGCGCCAGCACGAGGCGGCCUCGGCGAGGAAGGCACGCAGCCAACUGCUGAGGGUCAGGAAGUCUAUGGAAAUGCAGAAGGAGCAGGGGCUCCGGCACCAGAAGUUGCUGGCUGACGCGCAGAGGAACCACAGGGUGGCAGUGAAGUUCCUGAAGGCGACCCUAGGCAGGGUUCGAGAGCGCACGAGAGAGGAGGAGCUGGCAUCACAGGAGCACAUGCGGAGGCGCAUGGAUGCUGUGCUGGCCCUGAAGAACAACAUCACUGCAAACCGCGAACUGCUCCGCAAGAUUCAGGCCUGGAGCCAGGCCAAGACCAAUGUGGCGCAGCAGAAGGCCCAGGCUGAGGAGAAGGAGAUUCUGGCCCAAGGUGGGGACGCCUUCAAGCACCUCGUCCAUCAGCGCAAGCGCCAGGAGCUGGAGGCCCAGACAAAAGCCUUUGAAGAAGAGCAGAAGCUCAGGAAGCUGGAGAUCGUGAGUCGGAUUUUGAAAGAGGAGAGCGAGGAAGAGAACAGGAAGAAGCAGCAGCAUGAGCCUGCGCAGACCACGAGGCGCCUGACUCUGCGGGACAAGACAUGGAAGUACAUCUCCGACUUCUCCAGAGGGUGUGCCAUGCCUGCGGGCACUGUCCACCUACCAUACGACUUCUCUGUGACGCCUCAGUCCUCUCAGUUACUGCAAGCUGCCUCCACUGACUUUGCCCAGAGUGACUUGUGGCCCCUCAACGCAGAGGAGGAGACGCUGGCCAAGCCAGAAAUCCCCGGGCUCUGGGACGAAGACUUCAAGCUCUGCCAGGCACCCAAAGAAGACAUGGACCGGAAGCCCGUGGGUGGGACAAAGAUGGAAAAAGACAUCCUGGCCCGCACCCUGGAGAAGCUACGCAGUGGGCUGGUCCACAAGCAGGUGGUGUCAGGUCGAGAGUUCAAAGGUUGCCCCUUCAACAGCAAACCCAAAGUCAUUCACUUCAAGGACUUUGACGUUGGCAAAGUGUACAAGAAAAAGAUCACGCUGAUCAACGCCACCUACACCAUCAACUACUGCAGAUUGGAGGGUGUGGAGGAGCACCUGCGGGAUUUCAUUCACAUCCACUUUGACCCCCCUGGUCCCAUGUCCGCUGGGAUGUCCUGUGAAGUGCUCGUCACCUUCAAGCCCCUGGUGAACAAAGAUAUGGAAGGGAGCGUCUCCUUUCUGGCGCAGACUGGCAGAUUUUCUGUCCCACUGAAGUGUUCCACAAAGAAAUGUUCUCUGAAACUGGACAAGCAGCUCAUCGACUUCGGCAGCUAUGUGGUGGGUGAGACAGUAACGCGUGUCAUCACAAUGACCAACGUCGGGGGCUUGGCCACGGAUUUCAUCAUCCUCCCAGAGUCAGAGUUCUGUGAGCUGGACGCGAGAGCUACUAACCCGUUUGGAUAUGAAGAGAAAGCUCUCUAUGACAAAAUCACCAGUUACUCUGAGAACUUUUCAGAGGCACCUGAACUCUUCACUGACAAUAUGUUCAUCCCAAGGGGGCUGGGAAAACUGGACAGCAGGGACCAGGAGGAGAAGAGCUCUUCUGAAUCGGAUGAAAUGAUGACCACCACCUUCGUGAUGUCUCCCCAGAGCGAGGACCGAGUCGAAAUCUCACUGGGAGAGGUCCGAGAGGGCAAGAUCGACCCCUUCUGCUCUGUCAGAGUGCCUAUCAUCUUCACACCAGCUACCCCUGGAGUGGUCAGAGCCAAGUUCAAGAUCCUGUUCAAGAAUCAGCAGUGCCAGGCACUCCUUUUCAGCGCCAUUGGCACUGCUGUGGAUGUCCCCGUCUGGGUGCCGGACCCUGAAGUGGACCUGAAGAUCUGCAUGUAUGACCGACUGUACCAGACCUCCAUCCUGAUCCAAACGCGGUCCAAAGUGGCCCUGCGCCUGAAGCUGGAAGUGUGCAAGGAGCUGAGGGCCCACUUCGAGCUUCUUCCCGAGAUGGGCUACAUCCAGGCCCUAUCGUCUUUUUCGGUGCAGCUCAAGUUCCUGCCACGACACUCUCUCCCAGAGGACGCGGGGAAGUACUUUGACAAAGAGAGCAGAGUUCUGGAGGCCCCGAUGACCAUCAGGGUGGCUGACCAGAUCAGACCCGUGGAGUUCACGGUCCACGCCAUCGUCACCACAUCAGACCUGCAGCUGAGCCCCUCAGUGGUGGACUUCGGCUACUGCACCAUCUAUGAAGCCAUCAGAGCUGAGAUCAACCUCUGUAACUGCUCCCUCCUGCCCCAGGAGUUUGGAUUUGUCGGGCUCCCCCAGUUUGUGGACAUUCAGCCCAGUGAUGGUUUUGGGACGAUUCUGCCCCUGGAAACUCUGCAGCUCGACGUGAUCUUCAAGCCCACCAAGGCCAAGGAGUACAGCUUUGAGCUCAUCUGCAAGUCCGAGAUUGGCCGGUGCUUCAAGCUGGAGUGCCAGGCAGUGGCUGUCUCCCCACCACUGGAGCUGUCCCACUGCCAGAUCAAGUUUGCUGCCACCGCCUUGAGUGGUUCCUCGGUGGCCACCCUGUAUGUCGUCAGCACUCACGGCGUUCCCACCGGCUCCCAGGAUGCGGGGCCCACCUCCUUCGAGUUCCUGGUGCCCCUCGACGCACCCAUCACCAUCUCCCCCUGUGUGGGAACCGUGUUUCCCGGAAAGAGGUGCCUGGUCCAGGUGACCUUCGGGCCCAAGCUUCCUGCGGAGCUCAAGCAGCAGGAACCCUUCCAGACCAAAGAUGAGGUCAAGCUGCACCGCAGGAGUACCACCCAGAGGAGGGAGCCGCGGAAGUCCUCAGUGUCGCAGCGGCAGAGCCACGAGCAAGAGCACCGCGCUCGGCAGUCCCAGGCCUCCCACCUGCAGGAGCCCCCGGGCAAAGAGCUAGUGUCCAGCUUGGACCAGUACCAGGCUUUGCAGGGCAGCCUGGCCAGGUCUUUCCAAGGCAAGUUUGACAAGUUUGUGGUCCCCUGCGUUGUGGCCAGCGGCGACCUCAGGGACAAGGAGGGGAUGGAGCCCCUGAACUUCAGCCCCCACCACACCCUCUACCUGGAGCUGUGGUGUCCCACAGUGGCCCCAUCCAUCAUGGUGAUGUCCAACAACGGCAGGACUGUGGUCGAGUUUGAUGAGGUGGCGAUAGGCCACAGCAUCUUGAGGAAGGUCUCUAUCCAGAAUGUGUGCCCCCAAGACCUGGACGUGGACUUCUCCCUGUUGAACCCCGACGGCCCCUUUGUCUUGCUGAACCCCAUCAGCAAGCUGGCAACAGGCGAGAGCCACACCCUGGUGCUGUCCUUCUCUCCCCGCCAGAAUGUCCUGGCCCAGGAGGCGUUGGACAUCAUCACCAAGCGGGGCGCACUGACGCUCACCCUGAGGGGCACGGGUGUGGAGCCCAGGAUCACCUGCUCCAUCCAGGGUGACAUCCUGCACAUGGGCUACGUCAUCGCCAGGGAGAGUGUGUCUGUGGGCUUCAAGCUGCAGAACUGUUCGUCGCUGCCAGUGGAGUUCUCUAUGCAGCUGGACAGCCUGGCGGACAGCAGGUCCAACACGCAGGUGCCCUUGCCGCGCUUCCUGGCAGCAGGGGCCGUGGGGCUACACCGGACGGAGGUCGUAGGCACGCAGAACUACGGCGGGCAGAGCGUGUUCAGUGUGGUCCCCGUGGAGGGCAUCCUGGAGCCCGGCCAGGCGCAGGACUUCACGCUCACCUUCAGCCCUGACCACGAGAGCCUCUACUUCUCGGACCGGCUGCGGGUCGUGCUCUUCAAUAAGAACACGUCCCGCCAGAUCCUCCUGAAGGGCGCCGCCCGCGAGCACAGCAUGUUUGUGGAGGGGGGGGACCCACUCGAUGUGCCCGUGGAGUCCCUGUCGACCGUCCCGCUGCUGGAACACGGAGAAGGCAGUGCCCCCCACUUAGAAGGCGAGGAGCUGAAGGGCAUACUGGUGACACUGGACUACAUCCAGCUGGAUGAGGACACACCGGCUUCUCCAGCCACCCGAGAGUUACAGGUGGGCUGCAUCCGAAGCAACCAGCCAACCUCCAAGAAGGUGGUGGACUUCAGCCUGGACAGUGUCUCGUCCCUGCAGCACAAAGGCUUCACUGUGGAGCCCACCAAGGGCUUUGUGGAGCGCGGCCAGACCAAGACCAUCAGCAUCUCCUGGGUGCCACCCCCGAACUUCGAUUCGGACCACCCCCUCGUGGUGUCAGCUCUGCUGCAGCUCCGUGGGGACGUCAAGGAGACCUACAAGAUCCUCUUUGUGGCUCAGGUGCUGACGAGCGCCACCCCACCCAGUCCCCCAGUUCUGCUUUCUUUGGUCCCGAAGGCCAGAGCACCCACCCCUGCUUCCACCUCAGAGCUGGCAUGA
Sorex fumeus (smoky shrew) is the source of this 4866-nucleotide messenger RNA. RefSeq names its product cilia and flagella associated protein 74 (gene CFAP74). The transcript has 37 exons. The coding region runs from base 1 to 4866 and encodes 1621 amino acids. The record is from RefSeq and is a predicted model, not a curated record. NCBI's taxonomy places the organism in Eukaryota, Metazoa, Chordata, Mammalia, Eulipotyphla, Soricidae.